Xiphophorus maculatus (southern platyfish) is the source of this 2554-nucleotide messenger RNA. It is a transcript of the gene spice1, whose product is annotated as spindle and centriole associated protein 1. Gene Ontology annotation, biological process: metaphase chromosome alignment; mitotic spindle assembly; regulation of centriole replication. The coding region runs from base 296 to 2527 and encodes 743 amino acids. The transcript is spliced from 17 exons. The record is from RefSeq and is a predicted model, not a curated record. Gene Ontology annotation, cellular component: centrosome; centriole; spindle. Lineage: Eukaryota; Metazoa; Chordata; Actinopteri; Cyprinodontiformes; Poeciliidae.
GUGAGCCGUCAAGCGAUCAGAGGCGGAAGCAAGGGUAUCCGUGGUAACAACACAGGAAGUGUCGCGCGACAGUUUAAAAACUGUAUCAAAUUUUCGUUAGCUUUUCUGUUAUGCUUAUAUCCCCUUAAAAUCUCCUUUUCCUGCUAAUUGUUCCUCUACACUGAUAAUAUAAGUUUUUUUUACUAGGUUUAAUUUGCCCGGAAGCCCGAAGCAGAGGUUUGAAGUAGUGGAAGGUCGCGGUAGGUUUGUGGGAUUUUUUAAAAAAACUAUUCUCAGCUGAUUUACUGUGUGAGCAAUGCUUUUGAGAACCGGGCGUACGCAGCAGCAGCAACCCAAAGGGAAAAGACUCAUUCGCCCUAAGAAGGCAGCAGCUCCCAAGAAAGACUGGGUGAGCACUGUCAAUGACCUCUCUGUACACAAGCUGAGUCCUGCUGAGCUGUGUCAUCGACAUGAGAUCCACAAGUCUCACAAUAAAGCUGCAGCUCACUGGGAGCUCAGAGAGAAAGCCCUGAAACGUCGUCUCAGACAUGCCGGCAGCUCCCCAGGCCUGGACCACACCAGCCUCACCAUCAUCAGAGAUGUUUUCUCUGAGCAGCCGCUGCUGCACGAUGCGCUGGCCCAGUCUGACAGAGCCUUGGCUGUGGUCAAGGACCUGUUUGGAGACGCUCCACGGAGGCAGACUGGGCACCCCAGUGUGACUGUGGCUCCAAACUGUGACUCUGACUCAGAACUGCCUGUUCUCCAGAGACCUGAUCCUCCAACCCAACUGUCCCUCCUCAGCCAAUCCAUAAUGGAUCAAGAGGCACUUAAUGAAGUAGAAGUUUCAAGGGAAGAUGUCAGAGAUGAGGAUCUGUCAAGCAGUUCAGGGAGUCGAUUCAUCAGAAGGACAAAUAUAAGGAAAACAAAAACCCAGACCAGAGCGACACAGAAACAAAAAGGUCAUCGUCUCAGGUCUCAUGCAGGAGAUAAAGAAAACAUCCCUGUGACCCCCAUCAGAUCAGGCAGAGCACCGGACCCAACUGCUCUCAACGCCACGGCAGCUGUUAAGCGUUUUCUGACCAAGCAGCGUCCAUCAGAUCAAAACGAGGAAGAGGCUUCUGUCCUGGUUUCUCAGGUCCUGAAUCCCGAACUGCCUUCACGCCAGUCAGGAAGAAUAAGAAAACACACUGAGAAGACCAGGAAGGGCGUCUGUCGGGCCUUGGAGCUGGAUGGCUCCUCAGUUGCGUCUCUUAGUGGAGACCAGUCCAGCCUGGGCCUGCUGCAGGACAUGUUGGGCCAAGUCAAGGCGGACUUGGACACUAUGAGUUCUGAUAUAGCACCAGAACCAACAGGGAGUCCAGAACCCUAUGAAAGACAAGGUCUAACCGGAUUCUCUGUUUCCUUGGUCUCCACGAUUGGACGCUUAGUCCAGCUCAUCAGAAAGAGAGAAGCUGAAGCUCAGGAAGAAGCCGAGGAACGGCGGCGACUGCAGGAGGAUCUGAAGGAGCAGCGAGGGCUUAUGGAUGCUCUAACAGCUGAAACCAUGACCCUGAGAGAAGAGGGUGCCGCCAUGCAGGCAGGGCUUCUGCAGCGGACAACAGAGCUGGAGCAGAAGCUGGAUUCUGUGGUGCUUCUGAUGAGUGGACUGGGAGUACUGGGAGAACAGACAAAACCAAGCAGAGUCUCUGAUGGAAGAGUGUCCCAGUCUUGUGUUUGUCAGUCUGUUGGUGGUGAUGAGAAAACACAAACUAGAGUUUCUCCUGCCGUCCUCCUUUCCCCACCUCAACAAUGUGACAACUGGCAACAAAGUCCUGUUCACGCGUUACCACUACAGCGACGCCUUUCCCCGUCAGACACCCAGCGUUCCUGUGAAAGCGUCCAGUCUCACGUCUCCACCUCCACUCUCAUGAGACGUCAGUCUGUCUCCUCAUCGUCACUCCCCUCUAAUCAGCCCGUCCUCCUUCCCUCCCCUAAAGCCAUGCUGGCUGAGAUCGCUGAGCUGAAAAGGCAGAACGACCUGAUCAAGGCUCAGCUCAUCCAGGCAAAGAGCCUCGGGUCAGGGAACACGGGAUUGGCUGACAGCUGCAAUGAGCAGAGCAAGUCGAGUCCAGCCAGCGGCGCUGGAGAGAGGAAGAUGACCGGCCAGCAUCUUCAGUCUCCAGAGGGAACAUCUUCAGCUUCUCAGGCAGCGUCCUCCAGCACUCCGAGCGUGGAACAGCGCCUCCUGGAGCUCAACAGACAAAGCGCGGCAGCUAGGAGUCGACUGCUGGAGCUGAUCGAGCAGCAGAAGCGAAGCUCUUCGCUCAGAAUCUCCCCAUCCGUCUCCCCCAUCCCUUCCUCGGCCGUCAGCCCGAAUGCAGCAGCAGAAGGACAGAGCUCAGAGGAGUCGGUGCUGCCGCCUGAAAGGGAGUUUGGGUCUCAUCGACAAUAUGCUGAUUCUGAUGCAUCCAACAGUUUGAGUUUUGAGAGCAAGACUGGAGAAAUAAAGCAAAACGAGAAACGGCGAGAACGAGAAGGAUGGUUUUCUCUGGUCGCUCACACCAGAUGACACGAGGGAAAAGACUAAACGAACCUG